Molecule: messenger RNA, 2147 nt
Organism: Salvia hispanica
Lineage: Eukaryota; Viridiplantae; Streptophyta; Magnoliopsida; Lamiales; Lamiaceae
Gene: GAUT12
Product: galacturonosyltransferase 12
Molecular function (GO): polygalacturonate 4-alpha-galacturonosyltransferase activity
Source: RefSeq, a predicted model, not a curated record
AGUCAUUUUCCUCCAAACAACCUCUCUUCACCUUCUCUCUCAAGCCUGCAUUUUUGUAGAGUACACAACAAAUACACACACAUUCAACAAUAACCUCUUUCCUAAGCAAGUUUAGGUGGCUGAUAGCUACUCCAAACACCCCUCUAACCUUCCUUUUUCAUCUCCUUUUUUCUCUUUUCUUUUCACCACAUAAGGUUUUCUUGCCUGUGGCAUCUUCCUCUCAUCUAACUCUGUGGUCUGAGAUCAUGCAGCUGCACAUAUCGCCGAGCUUGAGGCACAUCACCGUGCUGCCUGCGAAAGGUUUUAGGGAGUUGUGCAAGGUGAAGAUCGGAUCAAGAAGGUUGUCGUAUCGCAUGGUUUUCUACUCCCUUUUGUUCAUCACCUUUCUUCUUCGUUUCGUGUUCGUGCUCACCGCUGUUGAUGCCAUUGAUGGAGAGAAUAAAUGCUCCUCCAUAGGUUGUUUAGGGAAAAGGUUGGGACCAAGAAUUCUGGGAAGAAGAUAUCAACCAAAUGUGCCUGAAGUGAUAUACCAAGUGCUAGAAGAAGACACAAAUCCAAAUGAGGAAGAAAUAGGGCCACAAACAUUGCAAGAAUUUGUUGCAGAAAUGAAGAGUGAACUUCCAGAUGCCAAGACUUUUGCCAUCAAGCUCAAAACCAUGGUAACAUUCCUUGAAGAAAGGACUAGAACUGCAAAGAUACAGGAGUACCUCUACCGUCAUGUGGCCUCUAGUAGCAUCCCGAAACAGCUGCAUUGCCUCACUCUCCGGCUGGCCAACGAGCACUCGACCAACGCAAACGCCAGGCUGCAGCUGCCCUCAGCAGAGCUUGUCCCAGCACUUGUAGACAACUCCUUUUUCCACUUCGUCCUCGCCUCAGACAAUGUCCUGGCUGCCUCUGUGGUUGCAUUGUCGCUAGUACAAAACUCGAUGCAACCUGAGAAGGUCGUCCUGCAUGUCAUAACCGACAGGAAGACUUACGCCCCAAUGCAAGCUUGGUUCUCGCUGCACCCCCUGGUGCCCGCCAUCAUUGAAGUCAAGGCACUCCACCAAUUCGACUGGUUUGCAAAGGGGAAGGUCCCGGUGUUGGAAGCCAUGGAGAAGGAUCAGAAGGUGCGUGCACAGUUCAGGGGAGGGUCAUCGGCCAUCGUGGCUAACAACACUGAGAAACCUAAAGUCAUCGCUGCAAAACUGCAGGCGCUCAGCCCCAAAUACAACUCACUCAUGAACCACAUUCGUAUAAAUUUGCCAGAGAUGUUUCCUAGUUUAAACAAAGUGGUGUUCUUAGACGAUGACAUCGUCAUUCAGACAGACCUUGCACCUCUGUGGGAUAUCGACAUGAACGGGAAGGUGAAUGGGGCGGUGGAGACAUGUAGAGGGGAGGACAUAUAUGUGAUGUCAAAGAAAUUUAAAAGCUAUCUCAACUUUUCUCACCCUCUCAUUGCAAGCAACUUUGAUCCUAAUGAGUGUGCAUGGGCUUAUGGUAUGAACAUUUUUGAUCUAGAGCAAUGGAGGAAUACAAACAUCAGCCAAACAUACUACUACUGGAUUGAAGAGAAUCUUAAAUCAGACCUAAGUUUAUGGCAGCUUGGGACGUUACCUCCUGGGCUGAUAGCUUUCCGCGGCCAUGUCCACACCAUCAAUCCGUUUUGGCACAUGCUCGGAUUAGGAUACCAAGACAACACCACCAUUGGUGAUGUUGAAGCAGCUGGAGUCAUCCACUUCAAUGGCCGGGCAAAGCCCUGGCUCGACAUAGCAUUCCCACAGCUGCGGCCUCUUUGGACAAAGUACCUCAACUUCUCUGAUAGAUUCAUCAAGAGCUGCCACAUAAGAGCAUCUUAGAAUGAAAUUUGACGUCCCAAAAAUGUUUUAUCAUUCGUUUUGGACCUGUAAAUCAGAGAAGGGGAAGCACACAUGGAUAGUUCUUCAUGAGGAUUUUCAAGCAGAGAGAUGACAGCAGCCAAUUUUGGCUUCAAAUUUUUCAGAACUCUCCUCUUGCUUCUGAGUUCUUGAAUAUAUCUCAACAUAUACAAUGUUUUUCAUUUUAUCAAUUUUUCCAAAGGAAUGAUUCAUUCCUGUAGAAAGUGUUCAUGUGUUGAGAUGCAGAAUCUCCUAAAUUAUAUAUAUCCAUAAUAAUCAUCUUUCACAUUA